Sander lucioperca (pikeperch) is the source of this 1407-nucleotide messenger RNA. RefSeq names its product opsin-3-like. Gene Ontology annotation, cellular component: membrane; photoreceptor outer segment. Gene Ontology annotation, molecular function: G protein-coupled receptor activity. The coding region runs from base 179 to 1288 and encodes 369 amino acids. The record is from RefSeq and is a predicted model, not a curated record. NCBI's taxonomy places the organism in Eukaryota, Metazoa, Chordata, Actinopteri, Perciformes, Percidae. The transcript has 5 exons. Gene Ontology annotation, biological process: G protein-coupled receptor signaling pathway; visual perception.
GAAUCAAAAUAAAAAACAUUGUAAACUUAAGACCCGUUUAAAAUUAUUUAAGACCAAAAACACAAUACCUGAGCAAAUUUAGGACUUUUUAAGGCCUGAAAUUUUGAUUUCGAAAUUUAAGAUUUUUUAAGACCCCACGGAAACCCCAAAAAGGGCCGUGGGGGCUCCACAGCGCGCGAUGUUCUCGGAGGCGAGCGACAUCAACCUGGCGUCCAACCUGAGCGAGGAGGCCUGGAGCGACACGCCGCUGGAGCGGCUGUCGCUCGGCGGCCACCGCGUGGUCUCGGUGUUCCUGGGCUCCAUCAUGGUGCUGGGCUUCCUCAACAACCUGCUGGUUCUGGUUCUGUUCUGCCGCUUCAAGACGCUGCGCACGCCGGUCAACAUGCUGCUGCUCAACAUCAGCGUCAGCGACAUGCUGGUGUGCGUGUGCGGCACCACGCUCAGCUUCGCCUCCAGCCUGCACGCGCGCUGGCUGUACGGACGCCGCGGCUGCAUGUGGUACGGCUUCGUCAACUCCUGCUUCGGCAUCGUGUCCCUGAUGUCCCUGUCCGUGCUGUCCUACGAGCGCUACAGCACGCUGCUGGUGUACAACGCGCGCGUGUCGGACUACAGGAAGCCGCUGCUGACGGUGGGCGGGACCUGGCUCUACUCGCUGCUGUGGACGGCGCCGCCGCUGAUUGGCUGGAGCAGCUACGGCCUGGAGGGCGCCGGGACCAGCUGCUCGGUGACGUGGACGCAGCGCACGGCCGCCUCGCACUCGUACAUCAUCUGUCUGUUCGUGUUCUGCCUCGGCGUUCCCGUCCUCGUCAUGGUGUACUGCUACGGACGCCUUCUGCACGCCGUCAAACACGUGGGUCAGGUCCGGCGUUUGGCGGCCCGACGCAGAGAGCUGCGCAUCCUGUCGAUGGUGUUCACCACGGUGGUGUGCUACCUGCUCUGCUGGCUGCCGUACGGCGUGGUCGCCAUGGUAGCCACCUUCGGCCGGCCGGGAGCCGUCAGCCCCGUCGCCACCGUCGUCCCGUCGCUCCUCGCCAAGAGCAGCACCGUCAUCAACCCCGUCAUCUACAUCCUCAUGAACAAACAGUUCUACCGCUGCUUCCUGCUGCUGUUGGGAUGUAAUCACGCGCUGACGGAGAACGCUCCGACCUCGAUGCAGUCAAAGACCACCGUGGUGCAGCUCAACCGCCGAGUCUGUGACCCCGCCCCCCCCACCACCACCGCCAUCGCCACGACAACACUCCCCGCCGCUGCGACGGACGAAACAAACGCUGCCGAGCCGCCGCUGUGAUGUCAUCCGAGUCGCAGGUUGGAGUUGAACCGGCGUCUGCUGAAGAGAGAAGACACACAGAGCAAACGCUCUUACUGGGUGAGCUAAAGGGGGACCAAGACGUUCACUGAAGUUUUCAC